AUGAGAAAAAUCAACGGAGAAGACGGCAUGGAGUUUGUGGUGAAGGUGAAGUACUUGUCAGAGUUUGGAAGACAUAACUCAUCCGAGGUGCGAAAAAAUGUCGGAGUUUAUCAUUUGCAAACAAAGGCUGUGGAUUCCGGCUCAAUGUGUUCGUCCACGCUAUCGCUCACCGAGCCGGUGGAACCCUUGGAUUAUGAGGAGUUUCUCACUCAACACAUGAACAUAUUGAACCGAGAUCCCUUAAAACAUAUUCUUGAUUUUCCACCUGCUGAUGUAGCGGUGAAGAUUAUUCCGCGCAAAAUACGUACCAUUGAGCAUAUUGUACCAAAAGAAAACAUCGCCGAGUUGCCGUUGUAUGUGCAGGAAUGUGUCAACUGCUAUACACGACCUUGGAAGGUAGUCGAAUAUGCACAGCGUCACUACUCGAGCUCUUGUUGUGCACGUGAGCGCAUCGACCGUGGCACUAUCAGCCCCUCUGCCUAUCAGCAAGAGUUCGAAAUUGACAAAGAAUUUGCAUCUUUUGAUGAGAAUCUAACCGACAAAAGUGACAGCUGCACACCGAGUUCACGGCAAUCGAUCGCCAGCCUCUCCUCGGUGAGCUCGUGCACUGAUACGUUGACCCCGCGUGGUUCUUGGGCUAGCUUUGAUUUGAGACGUUCGGUAAAUGAUCCACUAAUACCCAAUCUGCUUGAUGAUGUGCCGCCAGAACAAAUUGAUCUAACGAAUGAGUCACGUCGACAAGAAGAUCGGCAGGAAGCGCUAUUCUCACUUUACCCAGAAGCCGAUCCAGAGGAUGUUAUCGAACGGCGUUUACCGGCUGAAAUACCCAUGGAGCAUUUGGGCCACCGCAUACUCGUCAAAUGUCUACAGUUGCGUCUUGAGUUAGAGGUGGAGCCAAUAUUCGCCACUAUGGCGAUUUAUGAUGCAAAGGAGCGCAAAAAAAUAUCGGAAAAUUUUUACUUUGAUAUGAAUUCGGAUAAUUUGAAGCGUAUGCUGAGCACACAUGUGCGUUGCGCAGAUGCAAGCACACAAAGUCGUGCUGGCAUUUUCGAGAUAACCUAUCCGAGCAGUGACAUUUUUCUAGUGAUACGGUUGGAAAAAGUUUUACAAGGCGAUAUUAAGGAUUCUGUGGAACCAUAUUUGAAGGACGAUAAGGACAAGUAUCGCGACAAGGCCAAAUCGAAUGCUGCAGACUUUUGCGAACGUUUGGGCAAAUAUCGUAUGCCAUUCGCAUGGACAGGCAUUUAUUUGAACAGCAUAUUCAAUGGCGAAAAUGUUGAAAAUAAAGAUGGUGCUGGUGGGAAUGCAGAAAAAGAUGCGUCCGGUGGUGGUAACUUGACUUCAGCGGUUAGCUCUAAUAGCUUGGAUCGCAAGGCAUCCACAAGCAGUUUCGAUCAACUGCGACGCAAAGCGAAUGAUAUGAGCGGCACUUUGACACGGCGUGGCUCGCUGGAGCGAAAGGAGAAACGAAGAUCUUGGUCUUUAGAUGACUUCGCUAAUGUUAUCGAGUCUUUCAGGCCAAUAACAAUAACUGUAUCGAGUUUCUUUAAACAAGAAUCCGAUAAAAUGAAAGAUGAGGAUCUUUAUAAAUUUUUAGCUGAGUUGAAGCGUCCCAGCAAUGCUAUGAAAAAAUACAAAUGUAUACCUGGAUCGAUAAAGCUCGAAAUUUUACCCUGCCCCGAGGAGGUGAAAAACGCCUUAACACCCGAGCUAGCCAAAAUUGAUCCCUAUCCGGAGGACAAAACGCGACCGAUUAAGGAAAUAUUAGAAUUUCCCUCGGCCGCCAUUUAUAAUCCACAUUACACCUAUCGCAACUUACUUUUCGUCUCACCCAAAGAAUUGAAUUUCUCAUCACGCGCUGGUUCCGCACGUAACAUCGCCGUUCGCGUACAACUCAUGGCUGGUGAAACACAAGUAGAUGCAGUUAAUGCUAUAUUUGGCAAGUCAUCUUGUCCGGAGUACGCAAGCGAGGCCUUCACAGCAGUUAAUUACCAUAAUAAAUGUCCAACAUUUUAUGAUGAAAUCAAAAUCGCUUUACCGGCUAAUAUAAAACAAAAUCAUCAUCUCUUCUUCACGCUCUAUCAUGUUUCGUGUCAGAAGAAGCCACAAGAGAUGCAACCAUCAGUGGAAACGCCAGUCGGUUAUACAUGGCUACCGCUGCUGCAAGAUGGUAAAUUGAAAGUAGGCGAAUUUCAGCUACCAGUAAUGGUAGAAACGCCACCCGAGAACUACUCGUUCAUACCACCCAACGUGCAUUUGCCCGGCACCAAGUGGUUGGAUAAUCAUCGCCCCGUUUUCACGAUAACUGUGGACGCUGUAACGGCAGUACAUACAUUGGACCCGCAUUUGGAUGGUUUCUUUCUCACUUGCGAUUAUCUGGACUCACGUAAAAUACCGCCGCGCAUCGGUGAAGGCAACAUGGAGAAUGAAAUGAAGAAGGCCUUGUUAGAGAUUGCAAGCGCUGAGCGUGAACCUUUAGUGAAGAAUUUACAUUUGGUGUUGGAUAAAUUGAUAGAGCUCUUGGUGACGACCUAUAAAAUUGGCGGUCAACCACUGUCACUGGGUUCCACCGUCUUUGAAAUGCUUUGUAUGGUGUCUGCGAAUCUCUCGAUACUGAACGAUGACUUAGUAGUGGAUCAAUAUGGUCGCCAAGCGCUGCUUUCCACAUACGUGCAGUUUCAAUGUCGCAUACCGCAUCCUUUUGGUAGCAAGCGGCGCAUCACCUACAGUCGCAGCAAUGCCGAAGAGAUGACAGCCAGUACAUCUGACACCUACAGUCUCUAUGAAAAUGCUUCAAUUGAUCUCUACCUCUAA
Rhagoletis pomonella (apple maggot) is the source of this 2814-nucleotide messenger RNA. Its product is annotated as dedicator of cytokinesis protein 7-like. Bases 1 to 2814 code for a protein of 937 amino acids. Gene Ontology annotation, biological process: positive regulation of GTPase activity; small GTPase-mediated signal transduction. The transcript is spliced from 9 exons. The record is from RefSeq and is a predicted model, not a curated record. Gene Ontology annotation, molecular function: guanyl-nucleotide exchange factor activity. Lineage: Eukaryota; Metazoa; Arthropoda; Insecta; Diptera; Tephritidae.